AUGUCAUCAUCGAAUAAUAAAUUGUUAUUAUUAACAAUGUUUAGUGUAGGAUUCCUCAUUGGAGGAGCCGUGGGGUUCGUUGGCGUAAAUCAGCAGCAGCAGCAACAUCAAAUUCAUGAUAUCGAAAAUGAUCAAGAACAAGAAAUUGAUGAUGAUGACAUUACAGUAGUAAAUUGUAAAUUUUACAAUAAACAAUCAUACCUUUCCUCCCAUCACACAUCAUUCCCAUCCCCACAUUCAUCCCUAUCAAAUUCUUCCACAUCAUCGGUUAUUCCAAAAUUACAUCAACUUCACAUACAUCAAAAAGAACUUUAUAAGAAGCAACAAACAUUACAUUCUUAUAUAAUAACAUUCAAUCAUAAAUAUACUUGCUUAUUAACCGAAACAAAUGUUUUUAAGGGGUAUUCCUGUUUACAAAUGUCUAAGUCAAAAGAGAAGUUGGAUUUGUUACAGCAAAAAAUUAAAUGUAAAGGUAAAUCGAUAUCGGACAAUAUUAACGGAGGUUUUGGAUAUAUUUUAGAAAUUAAGAAUUAUAUGAAAAUGCAAAUGGCUGAAAUGAAAUGGUUGGAACAAUUUAAGGAAACGUACGAAGAAAAGUUGGAGAACUCUAUGAAGGAAUUAGAUGAAAUGAAAGAGGAAUUUAAUGAAUGUAAACAAAGGACAUUAAGAGAAAUUGAAGAAAUAAGAGUGAGGGUUGAAGAAUUAAAAUAUGAGAUUGGAUUGUGUGGUGAUGAAGAGAUAGUUAAAGAAAUAAGUGAAGAAUUGAAAAUUGGUGAAUUAACCAAUCUUUUGUUUGAAAAUGGUUGUAUUGAAAUAUAA
Molecule: messenger RNA, 819 nt
Organism: Funneliformis mosseae
Lineage: Eukaryota; Fungi; Glomeromycota; Glomeromycetes; Glomerales; Glomeraceae
Source: the annotation of a GenBank genome assembly